This is a messenger RNA of Electrophorus electricus (electric eel), 2713 nucleotides long. It is a transcript of the gene jazf1b, whose product is annotated as JAZF zinc finger 1b. Gene Ontology annotation, cellular component: nucleus. Lineage: Eukaryota; Metazoa; Chordata; Actinopteri; Gymnotiformes; Gymnotidae. The record is from RefSeq and is a predicted model, not a curated record.
AUGACGGGCAUCGCCGCCGCCUCCUUCUUCUCCAACACCUGCCGCUUCGGGGGCUGCGGGCUCCACUUCGAGUCCCUGGCCGAACUCAUCGUGCAUAUCGAGGACAGUCACAUCGAUACAGACCCUCGUGUGCUGGAGAAACAAGAGUUGCAGCAGCCAACAUAUGUUGCCCUCAGUUACAUCAACAGGUUCAUGACGGACGCGGCGAGGAAAGAGCACGAGUCUCUGAAGAAGAAGGUGCAGCCAAAGCUAUCCCUCUCCCUCCCCAGCAGCCUGUCCCGGAACAGCUUGUCCACGCCCCCGCGACAUAGCAGCGGCAACCUGACUCCGCCCGUGACCCCGCCCAUCACACCCUCCUCCUCGUUCAGGAGCAGUACUCCCACAGGUAGCGAGUACGACGAGGAGGAAGCGGACUACGAGGAGUCAGACAGCGACGAGUCCUGGACCACCGAAAGUGCCAUUAGCUCCGAGUCCAUCCUCAGCUCCAUGUGCAUGAACGGAGGCGACGAGAAGCCUUUUGCCUGCCCCGUGCCUGGCUGCAAAAAGAGAUACAAGAACGUAAACGGUAUCAAGUACCACGCCAAGAACGGGCACCGAACGCAGAUCCGCGUGCGUAAGCCCUUCAAGUGCCGCUGCGGGAAGAGCUACAAGAGCUCCCACGGCCUCCGCCACCACACCAUCAACUUCCACCCGCCCGUCUCCGCCGACGUCAUCCGCAAGAUGCAGCAGUAGAGCUGGCCCGCGCGCCAACCGAGCCUGACGCGCACGGCGUCGCCGGCCUCCAAUAACCCCACCCUCCCCUCCCCUCCAUCGCACUCAUCCUUCCUCAAGGAAGACUGCCCGCCUCACUGCCUGCCUCACCCUGAGGUCCCCCUUACCCCUCCCCCCCCCAAUCAUUCCACACCUCCGUCGAGAGGCUCCUUGUCCCCUUUUCAUUCCACCUCUUCGUGACGAGGAGCCUUUUUCUUUCUUUUUUUUUACUUCCAUCUUCCAGGGGCUCCAACGCUCCCGUUACACUACAGCUGCAUGCGUUUUCUUUUUUCCAUUAUUUGUGUCCUGUUAUCUCUUUUCUGCCUAUUUGAGAUGAUGUACCUUAUAGUAGAGUUUGCAGUUUUGUACUUUUGCACAUUUGACUAUCGUUCUUUUCUUCUCGUCUUGUGUUACCGUUGAGGUAAGGUGCUUAUCGUAAACUAACACACACCGUGGCAGGAUCUCUCCGAAAUUGCCGUCACCACCGGAUGGCCGAGUACCAUGGGUGUAGCAAUGUCAGGUUGAGAUGAAUUGAAGCCAGAACCUCAGUAUUCAGCCUUCCGACAUUAGUCCAAAGUUUCAGCUACCCAAAACAUUAUAUACAUUCUUAGUUAUAGAUUGUAAAUAACUAUAUGCAGAGACUUUCCUAAUCAAAUAUUUAAUCUAUGCUUUAUUCCCAAGAUAUUUUUUUCCUUCUUUUUAUUUUCAGUUCGAAAUUUAAAAACCUAUAGAUGUAUGGUUUUAGAUGUUUCAGCCCAUUUUUGGACAGGUCCCAUUUUUGCACCUAAAAUAACAAUCUCAGGUGACAAAUUGCCAGCAUUUCAGAACCAUUUUCCUGCCCCCAUCUUUAUAUGUAAAUUUGGUUGGGUUAUUAUUAUUAUUUUUUUUUGACACAGCUGUUACACCGUUCCCAGGCCAGCUAUGGCUAGUGCGUUGCCUGGUGAAGUACCUAAAGCACUUUGUAGCAACUCGUUGCCAACUUACUUAGGUGGUUUCAUUGCCAAUAUGUCAGGGACUGCAAGUUCCUACUUGCACCAGUCACCAAUUUAAAUUUUAAGAAACAACACAGCGCUCUGGCGGUACCUCUACCGGUCCACUCGCCUUUCUUUCUUCGUAUAUAUAAAACAUACACGUAUUAAACCUCCAAAGUGCGAGUUCGGCAUGAUCGGUUACCUUGAAUGAUGCUAGAGUUUAGCAUUCCAGUGCAGUUCACAGUAGCUAGUUUUAACGUCAGGCAUCGGUAUGAGUUCAUCCAGAUUGUGUUUAUCCCUCGACUCUUACUGACCUCUGACGUUGUCCAGGUGGAUAAACGACAUUUGUUCCAGAUCCCCGUGGUAAAAGUGUUACAAAAGCAGGUGCCCAUCAGUGUUGGUGGCUGCUAACCUUGCGGGCAUGACGGUGGGGCUAAACCGGGUGUAAAGGAGCCAGGUCGCAUGCUCCUCUACACGUAUAUUUACCAACCCAUUCUUCUUCUUUUUUUUGCAGUAUAGUGAAUACAAUUCAACAGAAAACGCUGAAUGUUAGUGUAGAGCUUGAUAACCGAAGACCACUGGUCUUUCUAAGAAAUUAGUGGAGGUUUUGCGAUUACAUUGCUAGUUCAUAGGCCUGCCAGUCAUACAUCACAACAUCACUGCAUGGACAUCAAUGUUGCAAUGGAACUGUGUUAUCUGUUUAGAUGAACAUUGUGACAGUAUUAAACUGCCAGUCUGAAGGGAAGUAUUUGACAUGUUGUGCAUAGUUUAUGUAUUAUGUCUCUGUGAAAGUGCAUUAAAUUAUAUUUUCAUAUGUUUCUGGAAAAAAAAAAAAAAAAAAAAAGUUCCUACAUGUAAUGAAGUUGACACCACGGUGUUUUGAAACUGGUGACUUUCUUCAACAACAACAAAAAAAAAACUGACAAAAAAAAUGCUGCUUCAUAAAUGUAAACCUACAGUUUAAAUAUUAAAUGGCCUCUGAUGUGUUUGGA